This is a messenger RNA of Periophthalmus magnuspinnatus, 3837 nucleotides long. RefSeq names its product oocyte zinc finger protein XlCOF22-like. The record is from RefSeq and is a predicted model, not a curated record. The transcript has 3 exons. Gene Ontology annotation, biological process: regulation of transcription by RNA polymerase II. Gene Ontology annotation, cellular component: nucleus. NCBI's taxonomy places the organism in Eukaryota, Metazoa, Chordata, Actinopteri, Gobiiformes, Gobiidae. Bases 110 to 1978 code for a protein of 622 amino acids. Gene Ontology annotation, molecular function: RNA polymerase II cis-regulatory region sequence-specific DNA binding; DNA-binding transcription factor activity, RNA polymerase II-specific.
GGGGGCAGCAGUGCACUAACCGUGUCUACUCUGCUGCACAAAAAGCAGGAAGCAGACAGAGCCCCGUGUGCGGUUAGCUCGGAGCUAAAGCUAAAAACACUUUGUUAAAAUGUCCAAAGGCCAAACGCUGAGAGCUUUGGUGAAUGAGCGGCUGACUGCGGCUGCUGAAGAGAUCUUUACGCUGUUUGAAAGAACGAUAGCGGAGUAUGAGGAGGAACUGUGUCGCUCCAAAGAGGAGAACCAGAGGAACCAGGACACUCCACAGACUCCACGGAUUAAAGAGGAGCCAGAGGAGCAGAGCGUCAAACAGGAGGAAGACACGCUCCCAGCACAGCUCCCAGUGGGCGUCCCAGAGUGCAGUGCUGUCCGUGUGAAGACAGAAGAAUCCUCACUGCUUCAGCAUAGACAAACUGAGCACAGAGAGGAAACACAGGGAGAGGACAUCAGCACAGAGCCACAUUUACACUCAGAGACUGAGGGACACAUGGAGCACUCCUCUGACACUGACAAUGAUGAAGACUGGAGAGCUCUAUUCAGUUGUUCUUCUGCACAGAUGGAGACAGAGGCUGAUGGAGACCACUGCAACCAAGUCCAGAAAGGCCAAACGCUGAGAGCUUUGGUGAAUGAGCGGCUGACUGCAGCUGCUGAAGAGAUCUUUGCGCUGUUUGAAAGAACGACAGCAGAGUAUGAGGAGGAACUGUGUCGCUCCAAAGAGGAGAACCAGAGGAACCAGGACACUCCACAGACUCCACGGAUUAAAGAGGAGCCAGAGGAGCCAGAGGAGCCAGAGGAGCAGAGCGUCAAACAGGAGGAAGACACGCUCCCAGCACAGCUCCCAGUGGGCAUCCCAGAGUCCAGUGCUGUCUGUGUGAAGACAGAAGAGUCCUCAAUGCUUCAACAUAGACAAACUGAGCACAGAGAGGAAACACAGGGAGAGGACAUCAGCACAGAGCCACAUUUACACUCAGAGACUGAGGGACACAUGGAGCACUCCUCUGACACUGACAAUGAUGAAGACUGGAGAGCUCCAUUCAGCUGUUCAUCUGCACAGAUGGAGACAGAGGCUGAUGGAGACCACUGCAACCAAGUCCAGAUCAGAGCCAGAAGCACCGCUACACCAAACUCAGGUCUAUCCCCCAAAUGCAAGUCUGCACCAAAGACCAGUCCCACUGUGAAGUAUAGAGGCAUGUCAAGAAAAGUCAAAACAGCUCACAAGAAACACCAGUGCUCUGUGUGUAAGAAGAGGUUUAAGACUGUGUGGAAAUUACAAAGUCACAUUAGAGUUCACACCGGCGAGAGACCAUUCAGCUGUUUAAUUUGUGAGAAAACAUUUACUACAAAGGCCAGUCGAGAUGUACAUGUAAAGGCACAUGCUGGUGAACGGCCUUACAGCUGUUCAACAUGUGAGAAAACAUUUACCCACAGAAACAGUUUAGAUUACCAUGAAAAGACGCAUACAGGGGAUAAACCAUUCAGCUGUUCAGUAUGUGAGAAGACAUUUACCAUAAAGUGUAAUCUAGAGGCACAUAUGAGAAUACACACAGGAGAGAGACCAUUCAGCUGUUCAACAUGUGAGAAGACAUUUUCUCAAAAGGCUCAUGUACGCGAACAUGUAAAGAUACACACUGGUGAACGACCUUAUAGCUGUUCAACAUGUGAGAAAACAUUUACCCAAAAAUUUCGACUAGAUGCACAUAUGAGAGUACACACAGGAGAGAGACCAUUUAGCUGUUCAACAUGUGAGAAAACAUUUACUAUAAAGUGUAGUCUAGAGGCACACAUGAGAACACACACAGGAGAUAAACCAUUCAGCUGCACAACAUGUGAGAAGACAUUUUCUCACAGAGCCAAUCUACGUAAACACGAGAGAACGCACACUGGUGAGAAACCUUACAGUUGUUCCAUUUGUGAUAAAGGGUUUUCACAAAGCUCUAAUUUGAAGAAACACAUGAAAACUCACAGAACAGAAAGCGACUGAAGGCUAAUUGGUUUUGUUCAUGAGAUGUUUAAAAGAGCCUACAAUUCUAUGUUGGAGUCUGUUGCUUCAUUAGGGCCGAGCACAAAUGUACAAGGAGGGCGAGUCAGCUUUUCUCUGGCUAACAUUUGUAUCUUACUAUCCUCAGUACAUAUAUCAGCCAGAGAAAGGAAAUGGUUUGAGAGGGAAGUUAAAGAAGCAAUUGUUGUUAGGAAAGAGAAUCCUUCCUUGAUCAGGAAUGGGGGUCCUCACACAUUGUUGUGGAAUUUCUAAUAAAAACCUUAUAAGAUAUAAAAAUCAAGAGAGACCAUGUCUUGAGUCAAAAAGUCAGAUUUAUUGAAUCAAUUGUGCACAAUUGUCAAAGAGAUGUUGCCCCUAAUAGUGUCGUCUUGCUCUCAGCUGACAAAUGAACAUGCAUACAGUGUAUUUAUACCAUCAAAAAUCUAGUCCAGGGAUCGGAAACCCGUGGCUCUUUCAUCCUUAUACUGCGGCUCUGUGUGGUUUGGGAAAAUACAUUUUAAGUAUUUAAUUUAAAUAUACUUUAUUUGUGUUAGUUCUUUUCUAUUGUAGUUUAAAUUGGAAGAUUAUUGUGAUCUUGAUCUUGAUCAGACACAGCUCACGGUCCUGCAUAAAGACACAGCUCCAAUUUUCAGACCCUGUGCAGAGGGUCAGGAGCAGGAGGAUCUUCUCCGACGUAACUUUGCCCGUCCCUCAUGACACUAAUAAGCCCGUCUGUAGAUAUAUAAUGAAAAUCCUGAGAGUAAAUCACCACAGAAAUCCAGUUAAUAUAAUGGUGAGUAUAUUACAUCUGUGCUAGAUCUGCUCUUGUCUCCGCAAUGAUGUAUCACAUAUAACACAUCAGACACGUUGCCGAGCGAGUGAAAAUGAGCCAAAAACAAAAGUCUUUGGAGAAAUUGUUUGCAGAGGAGAAAAGGUCAACUAAGGAGCCAGAAGAGGAGCCUACAACCUCCAAGAAAAGGAAAACUAAAUUUAACAGACAAUACCAGGAGUCCUACUUAAAUAUGGGUUUGUUGCUACAGGGGACUCUCACGUGCCGAGUCCGCUCUGUGUAAUAUGCGGGAAAAGCAAAUGAGGCAAUGAAACCUUUAAAACGGCUUCAGCACAUGGAGGCUAAAUUCCCUGGAUUAAAAGAUAAGCCUUUAGAGUUUUUGGAAAGAAAUUGCGGAGCAGACUGGACAUAAGAAACACAAAGGGGGAGUCAUUGUCUACUAUCACUCCUCGAUGGGACCACCUCAUCGCAAAGAAAUAAGCGUAGGGUCCCACUGAUUCAGCAGUAGAGUGAGUUGUAUUUUUAUGCACUUAACGUAUUUUUGCCAUAUUUAUCUGCCACACGUAGAAGGCUGGUCUGUGGAAAUAAAACCUACAUUAUUCCGGUCCAUGAUGCAAAAAAGGUUGGGGGCCCCUGUCAUAAGCACACUCUAGUUGUUUACACAAAGCAUAAAGGUAAAACAACAAUAUACACAGUGUUAUCUUCAUUUUAGAUGUCAAAAAAUAUUUGUGGCUCCCAGUGUUUUGUUUUUUUUCCGUGGAAACCGGGCUCUUUGGGUGUUAAAAGUUGCCGACCCCUGGUCUAGUCAAAGUGGCUCAAGUCUGGUCGACACCACCUCGUAGGCAACAGACAAGAGAUACACCCGUGUAAUAACAGAUAGUAUCACAAAGGUGAGAUCAAAGAAAUCCAUCAAAAAACUAAAGUUUUAGGAUAAAGAAUGCCAUAACAACAUACAUUUUCUCCUAUUUAUAACUCCAUCCUCAGACCCAAAGCAAACAAAGGAAACAAAAAGAACAAUGGCGUGAGGCAGUAGACUCAUUUAGGCUGAAUGGUUAUGCUAAGUAGGUCUCAG